GCCGCCACCAACCGUUUGUCCUGCGCCCUGCGCCCUGUCACCGUGCUGUCAAAGUUGGGUAAUUCAAGCCAACGCAUGUUUUUGUCAAGGUAAGAAUGUAAUCGUCUGCAUUCAUCCAUCUCCUUCCAUGGUCGUGCUCCCACUCGAACCGGAAGAAGUUGCCAUAGCUAUGGCUAUGGCGAUGGCUACGCUGCCACCAUCUAUCACCAACAUAUUCAUGCAUGCAUGCUCCUGCUGUGAACGCCGUCCAUAUGCCAAAAUGCAACCCCGCAAAUGCCCCUUCCGAUUCCGUGGUAUAUGUAACUCCGACUUAGAUCCCUUCCCAAUGCAGCGCUAAAUGCAAAAAUAUAUAUCAACUACUAGAAAAAU
This is a messenger RNA of Hyaloscypha bicolor E, 369 nucleotides long. RefSeq lists its product as uncharacterized. The record is from RefSeq and is a predicted model, not a curated record. Lineage: Eukaryota; Fungi; Ascomycota; Leotiomycetes; Helotiales; Hyaloscyphaceae. The coding region runs from base 128 to 337 and encodes 69 amino acids. The transcript has a single exon.